Salvia splendens (bonfire salvia) is the source of this 1757-nucleotide messenger RNA. Its product is annotated as F-box protein At5g07670. Gene Ontology annotation, molecular function: protein binding. Bases 32 to 1129 code for a protein of 365 amino acids. Gene Ontology annotation, biological process: SCF-dependent proteasomal ubiquitin-dependent protein catabolic process. The transcript is spliced from 2 exons. The record is from RefSeq and is a predicted model, not a curated record. NCBI's taxonomy places the organism in Eukaryota, Viridiplantae, Streptophyta, Magnoliopsida, Lamiales, Lamiaceae. Gene Ontology annotation, cellular component: SCF ubiquitin ligase complex.
CAGUGAGCUCCAACUGAAGACACAGAAAACGAUGACGUUUUCGCCCGACAAAGAAAACCAACACUCAUCACCAUCCCAAUCGAGCUGGUUCAAGAGCAAGAAAGCCUUCAACAAUGUCCUCUUCGCAAUGCGCCUCAACAAACAACCCCUCACCCCCAAAUCCCUCAACCAAAUCCCCCCGCCGCCGCCUUCUUCCCGCCGCGCAUCCAAGCUCCACCAUUUCCCCCCCACCGACCUCACCAUCGACAAAACCUCCCUCCUCUCCGACCAAAUCAUGCUCAACAUCCUCUCCAACCUCCCCAAAUCUCAACGAGAUUCCAAUUUCCUCGUCUCCAAACGGUGGCUCAAUCUCCAGGGCAGGCUCCUCACCUCUAUCAGGCUUCUCGAUUGGUACUUUCUCAUCUCCGGCAGAUUGCUUUCACGCUUCCCUAAUCUCCUCAAAAUCGAUUUGGUCAACGGCUGCAUCCUUUCGCCCCAGAAUUUGGGGGUUUCUGUCACAAACAACCACGUGUCCUUCCCCGGCGGCUCCGAUUGCUUCCACCGGAGAGACUGGUUUUCUCCGGAGAAUUACGCGCUGAGCGGCGAGGAAAUCGAUAGAGGGGUUAGGGUUUUAGCCGCCGGAUUCCCCAAUUUGACGAAAUUGGUGGUAAUGAACGCUACCGAGAUGGGGAUUCUCACCAUAGCUGAGGAGUGCCCUAAAUUGCGAGAGCUCGAGCUGCGUAUGUGCAGCGAUCGAGUUCUCCGAGGCAUUGCCGCGUGCCAGAAUCUGCAGAUUCUGCAGCUGAGUGGGAGCGUUUCCGAUGUUGGAUUGAUCAUCUUGGCGCAGGGGUGCAAGAAGCUCACAAAGCUCGAAUUGAGCGGAUGCAGAGGUGGAUACGAGGGCGUUAAGGCGAUCGGGCAAUGCUGCUCGAUGCUCGAUGAGCUCACGUUAACCAACCUCGACAUGGAGGAUGGCUGGAUGCUUGGUCUCCCCUUCUGCGAAAAUUUAACGAGUUUGAGGCUGGUUUCUUGCAAGCGAAUAACCAGUGGCGAUGACAGUGACAACAGCGAUGCUGGUCCGGACGAUGAUUUGGGACAUUGUCCGGUGAUCAAGAACUUGCGUCUCGAUAAAUGCCAGGAAGAGGAGUAAAUGGUGAAACAAAGAAGGAAGCUCGGAGGGUGAAAAGCUGUCCAGAAAGCUCUCAAAAUUGGCCACCCGGCCGGGUGAAUUUUAUGCCUAAUAAUUAACCCGGCCUGGUGUGAUGUUUAGAACGCGAAGAUUCCAGAAAGUGGUCAAAAUAAGGUACCCGGCCGGGUUAAUUUUCAGCUGUAAAAUAAACCCGGCCGGGUAGUUCAUUUUAACUGCUAUAUUGCAGUUUUGUGGCGGUUUGAAAAAUGUGUAAAGGGAACGGAUGGGACGUGACAAGAGAAAAAGGGAGAGUUGGCAGGAGGAUUAGAAAAAGAAAAAAGGUGAGGAGAGAGAGAUAGAUGUGACGUGAGGGAGCUUUAAUGAUACACCAAAAAAAUUGAGGAAAGAGGUGGCGGCGAAUUCAGAGUUUCUGCCAUCAUUCCGACGCUCCGUUUCAGAAUCUCAAUUCCACUCAACGAGAGCAAGCUUUCUACGGUUUUCAUUGCAUAUUUCACCAUGUUUCUAGGCUAAACUCUCUAUGUUGCUCCGAGUUGUAAUCUAGGCGUUGUAUGGAUGUUUUUACACCAUUGAUAUCAUAUGUUUGUGUCCAACAAUGUGCUCAAUAUUUAUUCACUUUGUUUUUGGCUAA